Molecule: messenger RNA, 4078 nt
Organism: Microtus ochrogaster (prairie vole)
Lineage: Eukaryota; Metazoa; Chordata; Mammalia; Rodentia; Cricetidae
Gene: Nkain3
Product: sodium/potassium transporting ATPase interacting 3
Biological process (GO): regulation of sodium ion transport
Source: RefSeq, a predicted model, not a curated record
AGAGAGAGAGAGAGAGAGAGAGAGAGAGAGUCGCAGGCACACGAGCUCACACGCCUACUCAGACAGCCCACCGCACUUUCCAGACGCCCACCUCCAGCACACUCCCCUCCCCUAAAAGGCAUUCACCCACUCACCAGCUGUAGCCUCUUUGGUCCCCCGCCCUCCCGUCCGGCUCACCCUCCCCAAGAAGCAGACCCGCGCGCUAGGAGGCAGGGACCCUCCGGCAAAGCAGUGGCUCGGGAGCUCCGCACUGACCUCCGCCUGCCCUGCCUGCAGAUUAACAAAGGCGGCAGCGAGCCCCAGCCUGACCCGACUGCCGCGAGCCGAAAGCUGGCCACGGGGCCCAGAGGCUGCUCAGGCGGCAAGCGCGCAGCGCGGGGUGAUCAGAAGUCACGGGCACCGGUGUCUGAGCUCACAGAUCUCUCUCAAGCCGCGCUGCUGGGACGCCGGCCACACCAUGGGCUGCUGCACCGGGCGCUGCUCGCUCAUCUGUCUCUGCGCGCUGCAGCUGAUUUCAGCCCUGGAGAGGCAGAUCUUCGACUUCCUUGGCUUCCAGUGGGCACCCAUUCUUGGAAAUUUCCUGCAUAUAAUAGUUGUCAUAUUGGGUUUAUUUGGAACCAUUCAGUAUAGACCACGUUACAUCAUGGUGUAUACAGUGUGGACCGCCCUCUGGGUCACCUGGAAUGUGUUCAUCAUCUGCUUUUAUUUGGAAGUAGGUGGCCUCUCUAAGGACACAGAUCUGAUGACCUUCAACAUUUCUGUGCACCGGUCAUGGUGGAGAGAACAUGGACCUGGCUGUGUCCGGAGAGUGCUGCCCCCAUCGGCCCAUGGCAUGAUGGAUGACUACACCUAUGUCUCAGUCACAGGCUGUGUCGUCGAUUUCCAGUACCUAGAGGUCAUCCACAGUGCUGUACAAAUACUGCUAUCUCUGGUUGGUUUUGUGUAUGCCUGUUAUGUGAUCAGCCUUUCCAUGGAAGAGGAAGACACCUGUCGAAAUAAGUAAUGACAUUGAUUCUGAAAAGCGGCUCCUGGACUUGAGUUAGGGAACAAAGAACCACUAGCCUCUGGCACUGGGGAUCCUACAGCGUCACCUUCCUCCCAGACAGCAGGACUGCAACCCCUGCGGGCCAGCGAAUGCAGAGCUGCGAGGUCUUUGGUCUUAGCCUGUGUAACUUUAGCGUUGUUUGCUAGAUGCGUUCUGGGUGCUUGGGUGGGUAUUUUUUUAGUCAUCUCCUUCUCAUAUGAGCACUUGUAAAUUGUAAACAGAAAAAAAAGAAGAAAAAGAAAAAAGAAAGAAAGAAAAAUGGUUUUUAAUUUUUUUUACAAUAUUUAACUUGAGGCAUGCAAAAUGAAAACAAAAAUCUGUGAAAAUAUUCUCAAAGUUAUUUCUAAGGAGACUGUCUGUUGCUGAGGUGGGUGUGACUGACGUCCGUGCUGCUGAACCCUGCUAAGCGAACGGGUUUGUGUGAACAGACAUUGGCUGUGGGCACCAGACCUAAGGAUGGACCUGCCACAGCUUGCAAAGAACUGGAUCUAACUUUCACAGUAAACACAGAUCACUGUUUAAACAGCACCAGACACAGACAAAACACCGAGUCCCUUUUUCUCAACUUCUGAAGACUCCACAAUAUUACGGCAACCUAAAUUUCCAGAUUCAGGCAUCUCUUGUUCUUGCAAUAUUCUGAGACACAAAUUUAUGUAUGUGUUCUAUUAUUGUGUGUACAAAAGGAGAGAAUCAAUUAGUGGGGGUCAUUCUCCUGUGGAGGGAGCUUAGCUGGCCCUCUUCUUCAUAGUUUCUGCUCUUUGUUUCACUCCCAACACUGAUGUCAGACCUAAGCAUACAGCUCAGGGGCUGCGGGCUAGAAACCACAACCACAAAUCUGUAGUCUGGAACUUCUAGGAUAUUCAGAGAGAACAUUCAAAUCCUAUGGUAUUCUCUGUAGAGACCUGUAAAGAAAAUAUGUAUGUUUGAGUUACAUCAAUUUUUCAUUUUCCCAUCCAUCCCAGUCACCAAGAAAAUUACAUUGGAAACCUAAUUUUCUAAGAAGAAAAUGGUUCAACUUGAAAAAAAAAUAAAACAAUUGUGGGGCUUUUUUUUAAUUGAGACGAAAUGCACGGGUGGUGAAAUGCGUAGAUUUUAAGGGUACAAUGUGAGAAAUUUUGAGAAAUGUACAAACUGAAUAAGCAGUGCUUCAACGAAAAUAUAAAACAUGUCUGAGACUUGAGAAAACUUCCUUGGGCCUCUCUCCAUUGUCUACACUCAGUACAUAUCCCUUUAUGAACUGCACUGUGCCCGAGUUUGUCUGCUGAUCUUAAUGCUAAUCUCAUCUGGUUUUCACCAACUAUCUGGACAAAGUGACAUGGCCAAAUGGAUACAUAAAACCUGAGUCAGUUCUCAUGACUGAGGUUUAACUGCAUGGCUGAUCAACUUUCUGCUCGUGAUGGAAGGCAGGCCCUUGUCAAUGUUUUUCUGUCACUCCAUUAGUUCCCAUGUGAAAACCCAAUUGGCUCCUUUGGUAUACACAUGAAAAGGAAGUUUUCCCACAAGUGAGGUUCUGUCUGUUCACUGUUUGCUCCAGGGAUGAACCAAUGUGGCUCACAUAUCUCUAAGACUCCCAUAAAGCACUGAACUGAAACAAAUGUUUGUGUUUGUGGAAGCCUCUCUGUUCCCCCUUCUUCCUCUUACGCACAAAAAUUCUGUGUGUCUGUUAAUGAUCAGAAUUUCAUGCAAUCACCUUUGCCCUAAUGCCUCUAAGUUCAUGUCCCCUGGGUUGUACCCUUUCAGUCAACUGUCGCCAACACUUGCUAAGUUUUAUCCUGCAGACUAAAUCUUGAUUCUGAAUGAAGAGCUCUUGGAACCUGAAAGAUGGUGCCGUCAAGUACCAAUUCCACAACGGAGGGAGCCGGAGCCCAGGACUGUGGCAGAGAGUGGAAAAACCGAGCCCAAGUCUUGUCUCUGUGUCACCUUGGCACCAAGCCUUGUCAGUCACAGCCCAAAGAAGGCUGUGCCUCCUUUUGAGUCAAUGACAACUUUCUUUGGGGUCUCCUGCUGCAUUAUGUGGCAGCAGGGAAAGUUGGGAUGCCUCCACCUUCCAAACAUGUUCCAAAGUCAGCAAAAUAUAGGCAGGAGAUGGAUGAAAGGAUUACAGGACUCUCAGACACAACAGGUCUGUUCAUAGAGCAGUCCCAUCAGGGAAAAAGUGAGAAAAUGUGCUCCCCGAGGAUCUUAGCCUCCCUUCCACCUGCUGGUUGAAGGAGGAGGAUGUAUCUCCAAAGCAAAAAAACUUGUCUCCACACUUCUCCAAACCUUGAACAUGGUUGUUUAGAAGACCACUUGGCACCUUGCUCAAGCAAAAUAUUUACUCAUUUUCUUAUUCUUUCAGGGGAAAAAAAAAAGCCAAGCCUUGCUGUUCCUAUAGAUCUAAAUAAGAGAGGAGGUUACCUUUGAGUAGCUGAACCUAACAAGAGAUGGCAAGGCACUGCUGCUGGCCUCAUCCAACAAACAGCGCACUCCUGGCAAGAGAAAUUUGUCUCUAUUAGAAUCAAAUAAAAUACAUGUUGUAAAGACAAGGGAAACCAUCAUGACUGCUAAACUGAGUAACAAAUAAGAACAAAAUUGCACUUUUCAUCUCUAAAAAUUAGAAUCUUGCCGAGAUUAAACAGACCUUCGUUUUGUACUUAAUUUUAAAAAUGACAUUCCCAAGAUGGUAUCCCUAGGCAAAACAUCCUGGGUGGGAAGUUUUUAAAACAAAUAUUUACCAUUUGUGAGUCACUUUAACAAGGAAAUUGGAGAAACUUUUCAGUUGACUAGAAUUGAGUGUUUUGACUUGACAUUUUAGAUCAAAACAGUGUCUGCUUCCUUUCCAGGGGUGGUUGAGUAAAGUAGGAAAAAAUACAAAUGACUGAUGUGUUAUGGACUGGCCACAGGCAGCUCAGCUACAGCCAAGUCAAGACAGGCAUGUAUAUGUUAAUGAACUAACUCAAGGGCGGCCUUAAUAUGGUAGUGAACCAGCCCUAAACUGAGCAAAACUACUGCCCAAUGAUGAUACAAAACAUGCGGCUUUGGAGAUGACCACUA